CUCAGCGGCAGCUGUUCGUCACCGUUUCGGCAGUGAUUUGGAUCGAUGUUGCGUUUUCAGGAAAUUGCAUCAUAUUUUCCGCAGUGUACAAUCACAGUAUUCAAUAUAUCGAACCUUAUCAGUAUCACCCCAAGUAUCGAAUUAUUAAGAUAGUGUGUAGCCACCUGAAUCAUGGCAGAAGACAAAGCACCAGAAGAACAGAUGAACAACCUGGCUGUGAAUGAUGAUGAUGAUGUGGUGGAUCCAUGGAAUGUCUCUGGAAAGUCAGAGACGGGCAUAGACUAUGAUAAAUUGAUAAAAAGAUUUGGCAGUUCCAAGAUUGAUGAUGAAGUCAUACAAAGAUUUGAAAAGGUCACUGGAAAAAAAGCUCACCACUUAUUGCGGCGUGGCAUAUUCUUCUCCCACCGUGACAUCCACAGCAUCCUCAACCUUGUUGAAGCUGGCAAGAAGUUCUACCUCUACACUGGCAGGGGGCCGUCGUCAGAUAGUAUGCAUCUUGGACAUAUGAUUCCCUUCAUGUUCACUAAGUGGCUUCAAGAUGUAUUCGACGUGCCCCUCAUCAUCCAGCUGACCGACGACGAGAAAGUUCUGUGGAGGGACAUCAAAGUGGAACAGGCGCGGCAAAUGGCGCACAGCAACGCGAAAGACAUCAUUGCGGUCGGCUUCAGCCCGGAGAACACUUUCAUAUUCAAUGAUUUGGACUUUAUUGGCCAGUGUCCAGCAUUCUACCAAAACAUGCUCCGCAUCCAGAAGUGCGUGACCUUCAACCAGGUGAAGGGCAUAUUCGGGUUCGGCGACUCUGACGUCAUCGGCAAGAUCACCUUCCCCUCCAUCGAGGCUGCGCCUGCGUUCUCCACUAGUUUCCCUUUCAUAUUUGAUAAUAAAGUGGUUCCCUGCCUAGUUCCCUGCGCGAUCGACCAAGACCCAUACUUCCGUAUGACUCGCGACGUCGCCGCCCGUCUCAAGAUGCCCAAACCGGCGUUACUACACUCUUCCUUCCUACCGGCCUUACAAGGGGCUCAGCACAAGAUGUCGGCCAGUGACCCUAACGCGUCCAUCUUCCUUAAUGACACGGCUAAACAGAUCAAAAACAAGAUUAACAAGUACGCGUUUUCUGGCGGGCAGGCGACGGUAGAGGAGCACAGAGAGAAGGGCGGCAACACUGAGGUGGACAUCUCCUACAAGUACCUCACGUUCUUCCUGGAGGAUGACGAGAGGCUGGCGGAGAUCAAAAAGUCAUACGAAUCUGGCGAGAUGCUAACAGGCGAGCUGAAGAAGAUCGCCAUCGACACAGUGACGCCCGUCAUCACCGACUACCAGGCGCGGCGCGCGCUCGUCACCGACGACGUGAUGCAGGAGUUCUUCAGGAUCAGGAGGAUCAAGUUCUGAACCGUUAUGAUACCUGCCACACACUCGAAACAUUUAGUGUUCGAUUUUUCCAAUUUAUCGGAUUUUCAAAAGGGAUGAACGCAGAAAGCUCAACGCAGAUGGCGCUGCGUUCGUUUAAAAACAUAAACAUACGUGUAUAAUUACAAUGACUUUUUAUAAUAGGAUGCCUUUUUCAAAAACUAAGUAAAAUCACUGGACAUAUUAAAUAUAUUAAGAACGGGUCACUCACGUGUUUUAAGUCGAUAAUCGCUUGACAUGUUUCACUCCGUACCGAGGAGUGUGUGAGGAGUGAAAUAUGUCGAGCGUUUUUGACUUAAAAAACGCGAGUGAUCCGUUCUCAAUAUAUUUAAUAAGUGUGUCUGUCACGGAAGUUUUGUUAUUAAAAUCACUGAAUUUUGAAAAAAAAUACAGUCGGUAAAAUGAAAGUCUGCCAAAUGAGACAUCGGACAAUUCUUUUUCGAAAUUGCGAUAGGAGACCGUAAACAAGAUAUGAAGUAAGAAUUUUUGAACCUUAUAUGGAUGAGAUCUGGAAAUGGUCGAGUGUGUUUGUUAGUAAUAAUUAAAAUUAAUAUUUAUUUAUUGUUCCAUGUUAUUUUUUUACUGCCUAUGUCAUACUAUUUGAAAAUUUGCUUUGUUGUGCAUUGUUGUAAUUUUACACUAUUUACGUUGAAAUAAUGUAAGAUGAGGAACGUCCACGCUAGUGGACGGAAUAGCGCCUAUGACGGAAUUAGCCACAUUGAAUAUAAGGAAAUGGCUUAGCAAUUAACUUAUUUUAUGACAAUGUUCCUAUAAAAAGACAGGUAUUAAAACUAUUUUCCUCAUUAUAAAAACCAUGUAAAUACUACAGUUAUUGUGUAUUUCGGAACUGAGAAUUAAGGAAAUGCUAACUAAAAUGUUCUUAAGCCUUUAUAAGGCAGAGGGAAUAUAUUUCCCACCUGAUUUUGAAUUUUAUUUCAUAGUGAUAGGGUUCAAUUUGCAUAAUUUCUGGCACCCUUAUGCCUUAUAAAGGGUUAAACGGUUCUGCGGUGAGACGGUGUGAUUUUCUUAAUAUCUUCAAUGUUUCAAUAGGACAAAAUGCUAACCAAUUUAUCAAUUUAUGUUGUUCCCCGCACCUAUGUCAACAGUGGCAAAAAAAUAAUGUAAGUACCUAAAAAGCAUAGUGAAAAAAUGGGUAUAAUAUUAUAAUGCUGUACAAAUUAGUCCAACCUAGUUUGGAGCUACAAGAAUACUUGCUAUACCCUCUGUAGAGGCGCCCUAUAGGGUGCCACGUGAUUCAAUGAUUUACUGUUUUCAGUUGCAAUUGAAGGGUAAAUGAUAUCUUAUUUUUGUUUUUGAUAGUUUUUCUGUGACAGUACUCUUCAGUGUCGGAACAUUUGUAUUAUAUUUAAUUAAUUACAUUAUGUAUUUGGUUACUUUUCUUAGAUAUUAGAGUAUGAUCUCUAAUUUAAUGGUUAAUUUAAAUAAAAACUGCAAUGUAAAACAAGCCUUAUUUUUAAAAGCUGUGCUUAAAGCAUGAUAGUACCUAGUAUUUAUUUAAAGUAAAGUUAUCAAUAAAGUGAUUUUUGCAUUUUAA
Messenger RNA from Cydia fagiglandana, 2962 nucleotides. RefSeq names its product tryptophan--tRNA ligase, cytoplasmic (gene TrpRS). The transcript is spliced from 9 exons. Gene Ontology annotation, molecular function: tryptophan-tRNA ligase activity; ATP binding. The record is from RefSeq and is a predicted model, not a curated record. Gene Ontology annotation, biological process: tryptophanyl-tRNA aminoacylation. Bases 172 to 1389 code for a protein of 405 amino acids. Gene Ontology annotation, cellular component: cytoplasm. Lineage: Eukaryota; Metazoa; Arthropoda; Insecta; Lepidoptera; Tortricidae.